Varanus komodoensis (Komodo dragon) is the source of this 873-nucleotide messenger RNA. RefSeq names its product orthodenticle homeobox 2 (gene OTX2). Gene Ontology annotation, cellular component: nucleus. Gene Ontology annotation, molecular function: RNA polymerase II cis-regulatory region sequence-specific DNA binding; DNA-binding transcription factor activity, RNA polymerase II-specific. The transcript has 3 exons. Lineage: Eukaryota; Metazoa; Chordata; Lepidosauria; Squamata; Varanidae. Gene Ontology annotation, biological process: regulation of transcription by RNA polymerase II; multicellular organism development. The coding region runs from base 1 to 873 and encodes 290 amino acids. The record is from RefSeq and is a predicted model, not a curated record.
AUGAUGUCUUAUCUUAAGCAACCACCUUAUGCAGUCAACGGACUGAGCCUCACCACCUCUGGGAUGGACUUGCUGCAUCCAUCUGUCGGGUACCCAGCCACCCCUCGGAAGCAGCGGAGGGAGCGCACCACCUUCACCCGAGCCCAGCUGGACGUGCUGGAGGCCCUCUUCGCCAAGACUCGCUACCCGGACAUCUUCAUGCGGGAGGAGGUGGCCCUCAAGAUCAACCUGCCGGAGUCCAGAGUGCAGGUGUGGUUCAAAAACCGGCGGGCCAAGUGCCGCCAGCAGCAGCAGCAGCAGCAGAACGGGGGCCAGAACAAGGUGCGGCCCGCCAAGAAGAAGAGCUCCCCGGCCAGAGAAGUGAGCUCCGAGAGCGGCACCAGCGGGCAGUUCACGCCUCCGGCCAGCACCUCCGUCCCGGCCAUCUCCAGCAGCAGCAGCGCCCCGGUGUCCAUCUGGAGCCCGGCGUCCAUCUCGCCCCUCUCAGACCCCCUGUCCACCUCCUCCUCCUGCAUGCAGAGGUCCUACCCCAUGACUUACACUCAGGCUUCCGGCUACAGCCAAGGGUACGCUGGCUCGACCUCCUACUUCGGGGGGAUGGACUGUGGAUCUUACCUGACCCCGAUGCACCACCAGCUCCCCGGACCAGGGGCCGCCCUCAGCCCCAUGGGCACCAAUGCCGUGGCCAGCCAUCUCAACCAGUCCCCAGCCGCCCUCUCUACCCAGGGCUAUGGGGCGUCCAGUUUGGGGUUUAACUCGACUACCGAUUGCUUGGAUUAUAAGGACCAAACGGCCUCCUGGAAGCUAAACUUCAAUGCUGACUGCUUGGAUUAUAAAGACCAGACAUCUUCGUGGAAGUUCCAGGUUUUGUGA